AUUAAACACAUUAAUUAUGUGUCUGGAUGAGUCCAAUGACUGGAAGUCAGCGGAGAGGAUGUGGUUCAUAGGUUGAGGAAGUUAUUGGAAAUUAUGAAAUGACAUCACCGCAGUUUUUUUCGUGGCUUUGUUUGGUUCCUCUCCUGGCCACGCCUUCCUGCCAGCCCGAUCAUAAAGCAGCCAGGCUGUGCGUGUGUGUGCACCAGUUGAACUCCUGUUCAGUGCGGACAACAGGUGCACUUCAGCCUCUCCUCACCGCGUUGUCGGAUAAUGCCCGCAGAGCGCCGCUCGUCGCUUUGCGCAGGGCUUCCUCGUCUGCACUUUGGACACUUGCACGUUUUUAUACCCUGAACGCUUCCAGCCACAAAAUGCCUUUUCCACCCAUCAACCUCCACCAGCGGAUCUCCUCUCCCGGCAGGGAGCUAUUCGGGAAAAAGAAAGCCAACGGAGUGCCUCCUCAGCCUGAGCUCACCAGCAAACCCGGCAGAGAGAAAGCUGGGUCCGAUAAGGAGAAGCAGUCAAUUUCUUGGACAUCUGCGAAUUUAAGGAAUUUGGGACGAAAAGCCCAGCAGGAGAAGAGUAAAAGGCCACCUCAGAAGGAGGGUGCCGGUCAGGAGACCCAGGGAAAAUGCUCCUGGCUGACGGUGCCCAAACCUCAGGACUCAUCGGAAGGAGUCAGGCGCUCCAGCUCCAUGGACUCCACCAGAGAGCUCCAUGACAAAGAGGAAGGGAAGAAGGAGAUUCAGUUUACCCUCAGCCUCACCCCUGAAGCCAUUCUUGUCAUCCAAAAACGAAAUCUGGAAAAGCAGAUGAUGGCGAAGCAACAGAAGUGUUGCGCCUCCGCGGACUUUCGGCACAGGCGAGUUUUUCCAUCCAAAAAGGCGCACGGAGCAUCCAAAGGCUGCGCUCCGGUGGCCAAAGUAGAGAGCGCCGAGCAGGACAUCACCGCCAUUGUUAAAAUAUCUCUUCUGAAUGAUCAGUACAAGUACGACGAUGUGGAGUAUGAAGAAGAGGAUGGAGACGUGGAUGAGACCGUUGUGAGGAAAUGUAAGGAAUGGCUCAAAGGAGUCGAAAAUGCCGCUGCUUUGGGAAAAGUCGACAAACUUUCUGCACUCCCGCACCUUAAAAGCUGCUGACAUCUGACUUUUGAUCUUUCAUUUUUCAACAGACUGAGAGCAGAGAUGAUGGACGCGUGGAAGGUGUGCACCGAUACAGUCCUGCUGCAAUGGCAUUUUAAAUUCGAGUCUUGAGUUUUGCCUGCUGAUUGAAAGCUGGAGGACACUUUGUCUCCAGAGGAAUUUGUUUCGGUUGCUGAAAUAAAUGUCACAAAAAAGACACUUAUUCAAGAAAUUUAAAGAUACAUUCACAAGCUCUAUUUGGAAAAAGAGGACAUUUGACAUUCCCCUGCCUCAACAAAAAUACGAUUUUAAAGCUUAAUUGCAGCUUAUGGUUCAUUACGAGUUUAAUGUCUAACCAAUGUUUUGUUGAUGAAUGAACUGAAUACCUUAAUGCUCUCGUCCUUUGCACAUGGUUUUUGUUUUCAGUGGGGCGCCUGUGGAUUGGCAGAGGGGUUUGCGUAAAGGGACGCCAAAUCGUUCCUUUGUGUUGGAGAACAAUAACAACAGGGUUUUUUAUAAAACCAAACUGGACUGUUUGUGUUUCCUCUGAUAAGAGGGUUUUAUCCUUUGUAGGGAUUUAUCAGUGAUGUACAGUAUUUAAUAUUUACUAAAUAUUUGUACUGUCAAACAUUUUCUCAGCUGAUGAUUUUAUGCCAUUUGAAGUAAAAUGUUUUUUUUUAA
Molecule: messenger RNA, 1799 nt
Organism: Scatophagus argus
Lineage: Eukaryota; Metazoa; Chordata; Actinopteri; Scatophagidae
Gene: prr18
Product: proline rich 18
Exons: 1
Coding region: 99-1136 (345 amino acids)
Source: RefSeq, a predicted model, not a curated record